AUGGCAACGAAGCUUUAUGUUGUAGAUAAAUUACCGAACCCGUUCAGAGGUGCUAUUUAUUCAAAAAAUAAAGCUCAUUUUUAUUCCGCUAUAGCAAUUCAGAUUCCUUAUCCAAAUUUAUCUAAAGUGAAGAUUUUUUAUGAGUGCGAAAAUGAUACUCUUACUGUCAAAAGGAUGAACAUCUGA
This is a messenger RNA of Clunio marinus, 186 nucleotides long. The record is from the annotation of a GenBank genome assembly. NCBI's taxonomy places the organism in Eukaryota, Metazoa, Arthropoda, Insecta, Diptera, Chironomidae.